Molecule: messenger RNA, 6436 nt
Organism: Esox lucius (northern pike)
Lineage: Eukaryota; Metazoa; Chordata; Actinopteri; Esociformes; Esocidae
Gene: focad
Product: focadhesin
Exons: 43
Coding region: 686-6118 (1810 amino acids)
Biological process (GO): regulation of post-transcriptional gene silencing
Source: RefSeq, a predicted model, not a curated record
CGCUCCUAACCGAGCCAGCUUUGGCUACAUUAACUUGCAAAUUCCAUUUUAGUAUUUUAUUGUGUCCUUGACAUUUGUUAUAAUGACAAAACUAAUUCAAAAGGAGCACUGGUUUUACAUUUUCAAAUGUUUUUCUUGAAUAAUUAUCAACACCUGGCCAUACCCCUCAUGGAGCACAUUUACAAUUGCUGGUGUCAGAAAUUCAAUUAUUUUCAUUAGCAAUUAUCUUACUUUAUUCAAGGUUACAACACAGUUCUUUGAAGAUUUGAAGAGAACAGAUACAUUUCUUCACAACUGGAUUUCCUUGAAAACUUGGACGUAGUCUUAUCAAAAACUGCAUUUGUAAAAUUAUUUCCUUUUAACGAUAAGCCUCAUAUAAUGCAGUAGAAAAUAACUUAGCAAUCAUCUUGCAUGUUGAAAAGAAGCAAUCCACCACACUCCUUUGUUGUUGCUACUAUAUUCACACUUGAGUGACAUUUAUUUUUUAUUUUUUUAUUGGUUUCUUCAGCCAAGUUGGUGUUACAGGAAGCACAGUAUGUAUAUCCAGUGACCCCGAUUUAUCGUCCUCUUUCUCUGAACUGUCCUCCUAGCCUCAUCUCAUCGGGGCAGCAACUUGCCACAGGAGAUUGAGGUUCUCGUAAACUGGAGUAUUUCUCUCGUGUCCACACAGGCAUGACUGGAGACGAUGAGUGGGACUUUGAAAGAGCGAUUUGACUUUCCCAGCCCUCUUGUUCAAGCCCAGACGGUCAGAAGUCUUAUCGCGGCUGUGCUGAAAGAGAAGGGUCAGAAUGAAAGGAUUGACCCAUCCUCCACCCGGGGCCCGGCUGCGGAGGCUCUCUGGGAGCAGUGUUGCAGUGACUGUGCCGCGGUGCGUUCGGCUUGCUGCGACGCCCUGGUGCUUCUGGUCGAGCAGGACCACGCCGACCUACACUACGUACUGAACAGUGCCCUCAACCUCCUGCCCUCCGCCAGGAACGUGCAGGGUUUGAUAAAGGUCAUAGGAAGGCUCCUCCAGAUGCAAGCGGAUCAGAGAGACAAAGGAAGGGCCUUUUCUUGUCCCUACGCCAUCAGGAGUAACCCUCAUCCAUACAUCAGCGUGCUGGAGAACCGUCCCGAGUGCUGGCCCGUUCUGCUGCUGGAGAUUGACGACUACGUCCAGCGGGCUGUUGACAGGGCGGAGCCUGCGUACGUGACCGUGCUGGCUCCCUUCCUGCGUUACCUCUACUGUGAGCCCCAGCGGGUCCUUGGGUACGCCCUGCUCAAACGUAGCCUCCUUACGGUCCUACUGCCCCCGCAGCCAGGGGCCCGCCCCCACCACCCAGAACAGGAGGGGGACUCGGGACAGAGCCCUGUGGUGCGCCACGGCCUGGUUUCCUGUCUUUAUGAGUUGAUUCCUCACAUGCAGGCUGACAGUGUCGAGGCGAUGUUGGAGCUGCAGUGCUUGGUGGAGGCCCUGAUCCCAGCCCUGGAGGGGGCCCUGGGGGGCCGAUGGAGGACUGAGAGGGCCCGGCUGGCCCUGCAGCUGCUGUGCGCCUGUCAGCUCGGCCUGGAGCUCAGCGGGGACUGCAGACCCCUGCUACAACUGCUGCACCAGCUCAUCCCCGUCCGCACCGAGGAGUUCCCGGUGGAGGAGAUGAUGGUGGGCUUGGCUUUGCUCCUCCUCCAGGCUUCAGCGGCGCAGCAGACUGGGCUACUCACCCUGGCUCUGAAACUCACCCCCCCUGAGUGUGAGAGCCCUCCCUGGGGGGCCGUGUUGCUGGUGAUGCCCCUCCUGCAGGUCCUCUCCUGCUCUGCCCUCAUGGAACCCCUGACGGAUCCCCAGACACACGCGCGCAACCAGAGCCUGGCCCAGAGUCUUCUGCAGGAGGCGCAGAGAGAGACCUCCAGACCUGCUGAGAACAUUCCGCAGCUAGCCUUACCUCUCAGCCCGUGGUCCGGCGAAGUGUUGGUGACCGCCCAGGUCUUACGCCGGGUGACCGGGGACCCGGUGGCGGCCAGCGAGUGGCUCGUGGCGGUGACCCUGGCCGUUCCUCUGUGCCAGCGCGUCCCCUCUCCCGUCACCCUCGUCGUGGCUCACCUGUUGGUCACCGGCCAGACGGACGUCUGUCGCCUGGCACUGAAGGCCGCUGCCGCCAUCGCCCAGGCCGACCCCGCGCAGGUCCCAUCCCUCCUUCCAGUUCUGUUGUUUAAGCUGGGGAAGGAGUGUGACCCGGGCCUGUCCCAUGCCGUGCUUUACUCGUUGCCAAGCUUCGGGACCCACAAGUUGUGUGUUCCCCAGGUGCUCCACACUUUGCAGAUGCUCGGCAGCGCCCCCAGGCUGAGGGCUGUGUCACUGCGCCUCAUGACUGCUUUGUGGGAGAAACAGGACCGUGUGUACCCAGACCUCCAGAAGCUCAUGUCCCAGCUGGAGAAGUCGUCCGUGGUCCUGGGCAAGGAGGCCCAGUGGGAACAGAUCCUGGCCAGGGCAGCCUGUGUCAGGGACAUCUGCAGAGAGAGGCCCUAUCAGCAUGGAGCAGACAUGCUCGCCGCCAUCAUCCUCAUUCUGGACCAGUGUUCCCGACCGGACCAGGCCAGCCCCGCUGCUUUGGCCCUGCAAGGUCUUUACCAGCUGGUCCGGGCCGAGGUGGUGGACAUCGGCUCCACGUGGAAGGCCCUGGGCCCUAAGCUGAGCGUCGACUCCAGACCGUUGGUGGCCAAGGCCACAGCGGAGCUUCUGGCACUACUGCCGCAGCUCGCCGUCAAAACGGAGGAGUAUGAGAAACUCAAAGAGCAGGUGGUCAGCUUGCUCUGGGGCUACGCUCUCGACAAGGAUCCUGAAGUGGGCCGCAGUGGCUACGUCGCUCUGUCCGAGUUCCCCGAGACGGCGCACACUCUCCUGCACCUCCCCGAGGAGGCCAGGCCCGUCGCCAAGCUUCCUGAAGAGGAGGAGCAGGGACCGGAGGAGGAGACGGAGGAGAAAGAUCUGUCCGUUCCAGGCCCAUCCUAUGUGAAGCUCCUUGGCCUGACGCAGCACUCAGUCCUGUCAGCUCUGGAGCUCUUCCUGAUGUCCCUGGUCAGGCAAGAGAUGAGCCAGAUGCCUCGUGGGGUGUACCACUCGGCCCUCAAGGUGGGGAGCCUCCGGUCAGACCAGGGCAAAACGGUGGCAGGGAUCCCGGGGUUCAUGUUGAAGACCUAUGAGAAGAACAAACAGCCUGGGCUCAAACCCGGCCUGGCAGCUGGCCUCCUCCUCUCCUAUGACCUGCCUGUCCAGACAGACCGCGACGGACGACCAAUCAGCCGCUUCCUUCUGAGCAGGGGACGGAGCUACCAGCAGAUUUUAGCAACUCUCAUUCACGAGGUGAACAUCCAGCCGUCAGAGUGGCAUCGGGCCCUCAUACUACCCCAAGCCUGGCGAGGCUUCAUGAGCCGGGCUUACCAUGCUGUCCUGCAGGGUCGUCGGGCGGAGCUGGAGAUGUUGCAGAAGCAGGGCAAGGGGAGUCCGGAGGAGCUUCAGUACCAGCAGCACUGUGCCUGGCUCUGGGUCAGAGACCAGCUGACUGAUGUUGUCAAAUCUGCCGCAAAGGACAGUCCGGUGGUGCAGGGGAACUCCAUCUUGGCUCUGAGCGGUCUGGCGGCGGUGCUGGCCAAGUACGAGAGCAACCUGCCAGCGAGCGCAGAGGGAGGCCUGGGGGUGGGACCUGAGAUCCUCCCCUCUUCCACCUGGUUGGCCAUGGUCCUGGACACACUCCUCAGUGUCGUCAGUAGCACCUACAAGCCCAAAGGACAAGUCUUCCCUUGGUUCCUACAUCGCUCCUACUCGGGUGAGAACACAGCCAGUGCCAUCGCCCGCUCCUGUGCCGCCCUGGCUCUGUCUCUGGUGGUGCCGGUGCUGGUGGCUUGGCACAAAGACAGUGUGCCUCAGGUGCUGGCCACCCUGAGGGCAGGGCUGCCCGGUUCGCCCACGGCAGACGACUCCCAGGCUGUCCAGUUCCACUCUGGCCUCGCCCUGGGCCUGCUGUUGUCCUGCCUUCACCAGGAGAGACUCAGUGACGUGUCGGGUCAGAAGAUGACAGAUCUGUUGAUGAGUUCUCUGGACACUCUGGAGGCCUGCUGCUUCGACAGCAACCUGGAGUACAAUGCGGGCUGCGUGCUGGGUCUGGGCCUGGCGCUGGGGGCCCUGAGUGGCGGCGGCCCGACAGAGCACGGGGCCCGCGUGGCCCUCACCCUGGACCGGCUACUGGAGGUCCUGCAGGGAGACGGCAACAGCCAGGGACGCAUGUUCCAGGAGGUGUUGGCCUACUCCGUGGCCGGCGUCGGGGUGGCGGCCUUCAGCGGGGGGGUGAUCGACGCCGCCAAAGCGGAGGAGGUCAUGACGUCGCUACGCAGGAUGACCGAGGAGAGUCAGCAGACUCCAGGUUUGUCCUUGGCUCUGGGUGUGGUCGUUCAUGGCCUGUCGACCUGUGGCCACGGAAAGGCAGAAGACCUCCAGCCCCGCCUCCUGGCUGCCUGGACCAAGAUCCUACUGGCCGAGGGAUGUCCGACCAUGCAGAGGCUGGCUGCUGCUAACGGCCUGGUGGCUCUGGUGGGAUCCGAGACUGGCCUUCUCCAGCUGAAGAAUGAAUCUGAGCUGUCUUCCCAGCAGCAGGCCAGACUAAACGAGGUCAUACGGGCCAUCACACAGAUCAUCACAUUCUCUGGAGCCAUUGGGCUGCAGUGUAACAGUGCCUGUCUGGUGGGCCACCUUCACUUGGCCCACAUGUCUACCAGCCACAGCCGUACAGCAGUUCCCCAGGACUUCAGUUACCUGCCAGAGAGGAGUGUGAUCAGGUCUGUUGUGGACUUCCUGACUGAAGCAGGGAGGAAAGGUCCGGAGUUCGCCCCCCCUGGCCUGGUGAAGACAGCCCUGGGUCCCCUGGCCACAGUGGGGGGCAGGUACCAGUACCCCCCCGUCAACUGGAGCGCCAUCCUGUCCCCUCUUAUGAGGCUCAACUUUGGUGAGGAGGUCCAACACCACUGCAUAGAGCUGGCGGCCAAACAGGCCCAGUCUUCCCAGAGUGCAUCGCUCUUCUUGGGGGUGUGGCUCAGCCCUCCCUUAGUCCACAGCCUCAGCGUGCGCACCCGAGCCCACCUGUACGCCACUCUGUCCGCGUGGAUGAAGCACGUGUCUGAGGACAAGCUACAGGUCUUCCUGGAGACCCUGGGUCUGCAGCAGUUCCAACAGGACGUCCAGGCCCAGCGCCAGGCCCUCCGCCUGGCCCUCCUCCAGGGCCUCUCCCAGGCCAUGGCCCUGCCCAACCCCCCAAACGCCAUCUGGUCCGUCCUGUGUUCCACAACGGAGAGGGCUUUCCACCUCCUCUCCAACCACAUACGGGACCAUGAGGCGGAGCUGUACGUGGAAGUCUCCAAAUGUCUGUCUGAGUUGGCCGACGCUGAGAUCGACCGCAUCGCCCAGGUCACCGAGGACCAGCUGGAGAAGACGGCCUUCGUCCUGGCCCGUCUCACCUCCCUGGGACGAGUGCCACUUCUGGGCCUCAACGAUGUCAUCGCCGGCGUGCUCCGGGGUUGGUCCAGCCACAGGGUGGGCUGGGUCCUCCUGCAGACAUUCUACCAGUGCCGCCUGGCCGCCAGUCCCAACACAGGUGUGUCCAAACGAAUGGAGUGGCUUUUGGAGUUGAUGGGACUCAUCAGAAACGUCGCCUACGGAGCCACCCCUGUCAAAUGUGGAGACGCCAGACAGGCCACAGACUUCCUGCUCCAGGUAUUUGCUGCGGCGGUCGUCUCCUGGGCCGACCACACCAUGCCCCUCCUACUGGGCCUCAGGACCCAGUGGUUUCCAUGGCAACAGGGGGCAAAGCCGCCCGGUCUACCACACGCCCUGUAUGGUGACGCCGCACUGGCCGAGCAGUCGGUCUCGCUAUGCCUGCUGGGAUUGCCCUACAGUCUGAGGCAGCUGUUGGCAAAAGAGCCCUGGAGGGAGCAGUCCCUUAAGUUUAUUGAGUGGCUCUUCAGCAUUGCAGAGGGUCCUGAAACAGGUCUGUCAGGGACAUCCAUCAACACUGCUUAUGCUGCCUUGCUGGCUCUGAAGUCCUCCGCAGAGUUCAAGAAGAAAGCGGUCUGGACGAGAGCAUACGCCUGGUAACCUUCCGCUCUCCUCUGAGCUAACAGGAAGUCGUGUGACUGUUAUUCAGCCCGGCCGGGCCCUUCUCCAGCUGCCGUGCCUCAAAACCUUCCACGUUGGGUCUGCCUGUUGCAGUGCGUGUGUGGGUCGUACCACAGAGGGAGCAGAUAGGCCUGGGCGUAUCCACUUUCUCCCACGAUAGACGAUACUGAGGAACCUGCCUUAACAUUCCUGCUUGGUUUACAAUAGUCUCCUUGAGUGAGGUUACUCAGAAAAAUAUGCCUUCGUUGUGCAACCACAAGAUCCCCAUUGAAAUGACAGUGCAAGAUGUAAACACUA